Messenger RNA from Ornithodoros turicata, 1758 nucleotides. Its product is annotated as F-box only protein 39-like. The transcript has 7 exons. Gene Ontology annotation, molecular function: protein binding. NCBI's taxonomy places the organism in Eukaryota, Metazoa, Arthropoda, Arachnida, Ixodida, Argasidae. The coding region runs from base 150 to 1664 and encodes 504 amino acids. The record is from RefSeq and is a predicted model, not a curated record.
ACCCCGGAGACUGGCAACGCCACACGACGAAAUGGCCCCCAACAGGCAAAGUCCACAAUGACAUCUGAGUGGUUCAUGAACUUCCUUGUGCUUCUGCUGCAACGUACUUGGUAUGUUCAUCCCGUCUAACGUCAGACAACGGAACCAGGAUGAAUGAAGACGCUGAAGACACGGAGUUGCCAGACACCGCCGAAGAGUUUUACUCGAACGACGCGGUGACCUUCUGUCCCCGCGUUCAUAUCUGCAAGGGUCUCGAGGAAGAGGACGAGGAUCAAGGACCAUGGGCCUGCCUUCCAGACAUCCUUCUCGAAGACAUCUACGCUAUGGUUCCCAUCGACGACCGCUAUUCCAUGUCACAGGUCUGCAGGAACUGGUACCGCGUAUUUUUCUCCCCUCGUGUCUGGAUGACUUUCGUCUUGAACGACCGAGCACUGACGAGACGAAAGUUCAACUACUACAUGGGCUACCAGUUCCACUUGGACCACUACAGAGCUCACAUGUGUGUACACAAGAUUGGCCGAUUCAUCCGCCGCCUGGUGGUUCCUCCGAUGGCAAAUUUUUUCAACCUGUACGAGUUCAUGGUAAUCAUGGCAUACUUCGGCGAAGCGUCCGGCAGUGCGCACAACCCUCUAGCUCAUUUGCGCAGUUUCGAGUUCACCUUUGGCUGUAUGUCUUCCGAUGGCCGUCAAGGACAGGACAACGUCUUCGGUACCGGCGGCAAGCUGCUGGAAUCCCUCAAGAGGUUGAUGAGAUGCUUUAUUGGACUGCGUCACCUUUCCCUGAAGGACUUGCUUCUGGACCAUAGAGAAGCAAAGUAUUUACUGGACGACACUGUCGAAAACACGAUGGUGACGCUGAAGACGCUGAGGCUUAUCAACUGCACCAAGGAACCCUAUCCUCUACUGCACGUUGGAGUAUUUCUAAACUUAAAUGAUCUGUACCUAUCCCCUCAACAUCUCGACGACGACGUGGUGAGCCUACUGGGUUCUACCAGACUCAGGAACCUGCACCUGGUUCAGACGACGCACACUGAUAUUGGCAUACGGGUGUCUUCGAGGACAUGGCGGGAAUGCAAGAAGUCCAAUCCACGUUUGCGGGUGCACCUCGCUGUUGAAGGUCGUAUCAGAAAGGAGCUAGUAUGGCAAGACUGUGCACCCGUCCAUUCCAUCGUGUAUCGUACGCCAUAUAACCAGGUGUGUCCAGAGUCUGCGCUGAUGGCUUCCACAAUCUACGCCUCCACUUUGGCCUGUUACGCUUUCCUCGGUCUGCCAAAGUUCCACAUGGCCAAACGCUUCGUGGACCGGUCCGAUUCUGCACUCGUUCUGCUGUGUCGUUCGUGCCCGCGCCUCGAGACCCUCAUCAUAAGAGAGAGAGUGUCCACAGCCACCGUCCUCCUCCUCGCCUACUACGGUCACAAUCUCAGGCAGUUCGUGGUCAGACGAAACGCCAUCAUGAAGAAAUGUGACUGGCCUCAAAACAUAGACUGGACCGACGACUUCUUCGUGUGGCUCAAGAUGACCUCCCAGUCGUACGACUUGGUCUACAAGGAGGUCUCCAGAAUGAUGGGUGUUCAGUGGGAGCCCCUCACAGACAAACAGUUCAAGGCAUUCGAAUUACGCGCAGACUACUACAAGGCCAGAGACCACGACGACUACGGGGACUGAUGACGUCAUCUAGUGUUAAGCCCGUGUUUUGUAAAGUGAUGGACUCCCAAAGACUAUAUAGAAUUAAAGGACUAUAAUAAGAAAUUUUAAAGAA